CACCUACUAAAGCUGUGGAACCUGGGAAGAAAAACCAGUGAUCCUCGCAAGAGACUUUGCAACUUGACAUCUGGAGCAGCCCAGGAUAAUGAGUGCCAAUACAGGGCUUGGCCUUACGCGUCGUGAUAAACAAUGUUCCUACUGCGCCCGUGCAUUCGCCCGAUCGGAGCACCUUGCCAGACAUGAGCGCUCACAUCGUAAUGAGCGCCCGUUUAAGUGUACUCUUUGUCAUGCAACCUUUACUCGACAGGAUGUUUUCAGAAGGCACCACGGAAGGUACCACAUGGGACCCUUCCCGCAACAUCAUACGCAAGGGAACUACAUUGAAAAUCAGCCGAUGUCGAUGCAUCCCAGAUCCACGCAGAUAUCUAGUCCCUUAACCUCAUCCGUCAUGGCACCAAAUGAUACUGAGUCCUUAAUCGCUAUGCCACAUCCUGCCGUCGACCCCGUAACCUUCGUGUAUAUCCCGACUAUAAGCUCUUCGACCUCAGCGCUCAACUUUCCAAACGAUCUCAAAUCUUCCAUGCCGAGCAAUUCGGAAGAAAGUUCACAGGAAGGUUCACAGGAAGGUUCACAUGCCAAUCUGGCAUUGAGGUGCUUUACACCUCCCUUAGAGAACCAUACCACCACUGAAUCCUCAUCGCAGGUGGUGGAGUCCCCGGCGUGGAAAGGUUCGUUCACCAUAUCAGAACAACAAUGGCAUCAGCUAGCUUCAGAGCAACAAUGGCAUCAUCUUGCUUCCACACUCAAUAUCGUUAGACCAGUCGAAAGCUUGAGUGAUCUCAAACUUCCGAGUCGCUUGACGUUGGAGAGAUUACUCAGAACAUUCGCCGAGUGCUUCCUCAUUUACAUCCCAUGUAUUCAUAUGCCGACCUGGAAAGCCGAGCUGGCUCCUCCUUGCAUGAUCUUCGCGAUGGCAUCCAUAGGCGCCAGCUACUACGACGACGAUGCAACUGCAGCUUCGCUUCAUUGCAUUGCUCAGAUGUGCCUAAAAAAUCAUAUUGAAUUGAGCCCACUCACCAUCGCAGACGAGCCGCUAUGGGUACUGCAGUGUCUUCUGUUGAUCAUGGCAAACGGCACGAAAAGCAGUGACUUUCGGACAUUUCAAGAAUCUGCAUCGUUGGCAUCUCUCUUGAUUGAGGGCAUCCAGUAUAGAAAGAUCUCCCCAUACGUGCCGGAGCCAGACGGUGAAAAUGAUGAUAUUAUAGAGCAAUGGCAGAAGUGGAUUGAUUACGAGAUGACUGUACGAACAAUUUGCGCAGUAUAUAUCUAUCUGGGCGCCCUAGGAGCCACAUUUCACACUGCAAGUUAUUCCUGGAGCCUGGAUAUCGGUGAUUGCUUUCUGCCUUGUGACGAAUCUGAAUGGACAAGUAUAUCUCCACAAGCGUGGUUGGUAAAGCGAAAGUCAAAUUCCGAGCCCCCUAUUCGAUUCUCAACUGCCCUGGCCAAUAUCAUGUCUGCCCAAGUUGCAGUACCGCUUCGACUGAGCGUUUUUGGAUCUUACCUGACAUUGCAUGGCAUUGUUAAACAUCUGGCAAAUCUCUACCAGGAUAACUGGCUUAUAGAUCUAUUGCCAACACACGUACAGCGGAUCGAAGAAUCGUUGGCUAGAUGGCGCAUGUGCUCCGAGCAGAACCCUGAGUUUCAUUGUUCUUCGAGGUACCCUAGCGGAGUGAUUGCGGCAAAUGCCCUUUCGUUGUAUCGUCAGGCUCAUGUCCGACUGUGUGGAAACUUCAGGCCUCUCAGAGCGGCCUUCACCACCCGAAAUGUGCAAAUUAUUACUUCAAAGGUGAAUGAUAUCAAAGUCAACAUAUCAAGCUCUAGAACAUGUGUGAAAGCCGCUUGGUGUGCGAUUAAAGCACUCCAGACUUCAGUAGUAAUGGGAAUGGCUCAGGCUGGAUCCAUAUCUGGAUGGCACUCUAAAUUAUUAUUCAACACGUAUUCAUUGGAAUGCUGUCUUUUUUUAAGUUUUUGGACGAGGGAGCAGUUGCGUCGCAAUAGAUCUGAUCGAUCCUCUGAGGAAAAUGACAUUUUAAACGCAAUACAAGAAACGCUAGCGGAAAUAGACCUAGAUCCAGACAAUGCAUCAAAGCCAUAUUCGAUACAAUUGGUCUAUGCCUGGUCCUUGAUCUUCAAGAACAGUGCUACGAUUGGAUUGUACAGCAUCAUUUCUGAGGUUUUGAAAGCUUACGCAGACAACCUAACCCAAUAGCUUGGGAGGUCAAUUUUCUUUUCAGGUUCUAGGUUUGUAUAGACUUAUAGACAUAUAGACUGUGAACCUUUCUCUUGUCUAGGCUUUGAAAUAUGCAUUGCUACCUUCCAUUAA
This is a messenger RNA of Aspergillus caelatus, 2326 nucleotides long. Its product is annotated as fungal specific transcription factor domain-containing protein. NCBI's taxonomy places the organism in Eukaryota, Fungi, Ascomycota, Eurotiomycetes, Eurotiales, Aspergillaceae. The record is from RefSeq and is a predicted model, not a curated record. The coding region runs from base 89 to 2212 and encodes 707 amino acids. Gene Ontology annotation, biological process: regulation of transcription by RNA polymerase II. Gene Ontology annotation, molecular function: DNA-binding transcription factor activity, RNA polymerase II-specific; RNA polymerase II cis-regulatory region sequence-specific DNA binding. Gene Ontology annotation, cellular component: chromatin. The transcript has 7 exons.